Messenger RNA from Stylonychia lemnae, 315 nucleotides. Lineage: Eukaryota; Ciliophora; Spirotrichea; Sporadotrichida; Oxytrichidae. The record is from the annotation of a GenBank genome assembly.
AUGCUAAGGAAAUUAUAUGAACUUAAACAUAAGGCAAUUAAAUCCUCAAAAGCCUUCAUUCAGAACAAUUAAUCAAAAUUAUUGAGCCAUAAAGUCAUCAAAAACCUAAAUCUUGGAGAUAUGUUUCUUCUUGGGUGUGGAAGUGCAGGAAUAUCAUACCACAUUUAGACUUCAGGAGGACCUCCUAAAUAGUCAAUCAGAAGACUACCUAAAGAUUAGCAAAUGACUAUAUCUGAUCCUAUUGUCAAGGAUAGAAUUAAAAACACUUUUAUAUAUUUUAGUGGUGGACUUGCUACUAUUAGUGGUGUCGGUUGA